Molecule: messenger RNA, 4445 nt
Organism: Carassius auratus (goldfish)
Lineage: Eukaryota; Metazoa; Chordata; Actinopteri; Cypriniformes; Cyprinidae
Product: pleckstrin homology-like domain family B member 2
Exons: 19
Coding region: 280-3516 (1078 amino acids)
Biological process (GO): regulation of microtubule cytoskeleton organization
Cellular component (GO): basal cortex
Source: RefSeq, a predicted model, not a curated record
GCGUCUGUCCUCUUUGUCAUGCUGAACUCUGAGGACCGAGCACGCAUCCUCCUCCUCCUGAAACUUCAUCAAUGGGACACUAAAUAAAGAUGUUCGCUUCACAAGAUCUUAGAUGAUGGACUGGAGUUGUGUGAAUUACUUGUGAGCGAUUGUGAUGAUUUACCAGCUGUUUGGACUCUCAUUCUGACGGCACCCAUUCACUGUAGAGGAUCCAUUGGGUGCACUCUUUGUUUGGGUAAAUCUUUUUUCCAUUUCAACUACCCAGAAGAGGCUAAUCACAUGAAGAACAUGCUGCCGGAAAAGACUGCAGGACCCACACUGUCCGUCAGCACGGAUGCAACAAAGUUUCAUUCAAAUGGCAGUACAUUGGUUGGAUCCAGCAUUCGUGGCACACGCUCCAAGGCGGAGCUUCAGGAGUUGAUGGAGAGCUUGCAGCGCAGGAAGUCCGCUCUGGAGGCCAGCUUAAAGGCUACUGCAGACCGUGGUUACCUCACUUUGUCCCCACCUCCCAGUCCCCAGUCGGCAUCAUCCUAUCUACAGGACCGUCCACCCCUUUCUAUACGAGUCCCUUCUCCUUAUACACCCUCCAGCAGCUUAAGCAUGCCACCAUCACCUCAUCACUCGGAGCGGCCCAUAAGUCCAGUCCCAAGCCACACUCGUGCCCGACACCAAUCGCAGGACAACUUGUUGCUUUGCCUCCCUUCGGAAGGGCGAAAUCCUAACACUGCCAACUCGCUUCUCUCAAUGUGGAACGGCUCUUCUUCGUCUUACGUGACCGAUGCUCAUCUUUCAUCUCGCCGAGGUCCAAGCGGGGCAGCCAGCAUGCCCUCCAGUCCUCGCUUGGGGCGCAGGCUGAUAGCAAGGGAUGGGGAGUCCACCGUUGACCCAUCGAUCCGCCAAAGGAAAUACUCCACUGGCUCUCUGAAUGGCCUGGGAGGACACAGUCUCUCUCUGCCCAGGUUGUAUCGAGGAGAUGCCCCGGUGCUUUCUUUGCCACCCCGACGUACCACCAAACCACGCCGCAGCCUUCAAUACUUGGAGAAGCCUCCAGAUGUGACCGUGACAGCCAACAUGACUAGCAGUUCUCGCCGGGCCAGCCUCUGUUCCGUAGGUUCUGCCCCAUGUUUGGAUCUAGGAGUAGGAGAAAGGCGGCUGUCGUUUGGUAAAGGAGGCCUGGGGCCCGGCAUGGGGCCAAGGAGGGGCAGUAUCAGUUCUCUCAGUGGAAAAGAAGAACUCCGAGAUUAUCAUCAGAGACAAAGAGAUGAGAGACUACGAGAACAGGAAGUGGAAAGAUUGGAACGUCAGCGUCUCGAGACGAUCCUGUGCCUGUGCUCGGAGCUGGGCCGGUCUGAACUGUGCCGGAUGGAGACCAACUCGGGUGUCUCAGCUGUAUCGGACCUACAGAAGAUCAACCGAGAGCUGGAGAAGCUACAGGUGUCUGAUGAUGAAUCAGUGUUCUCAGACUCUGCAGCAGUGUCUCCGGACAGCGGGUUUCUGGGUAAGGCUCGUGGAGAGAUCCUGACCCAGAGACAGCGCAGACUCAGCGGACACAGGGAGACCAGGCCCCAGUCACCCACCACCAGCCUGCGGAGCUCAGUACCCUCACCCUCUCCACACCUCCGCAACAAGCAGGUGUCUGAAGACAUGCAGCUGAGACAGGAAGUGACACGUAUUGAAGAGGAGAGGAUUCAGGUGCUUAACAACAUCGAGGAACUUGAACAGAAGAUCAGAGAUCUAGACACACAGAUGGAUGAGUCUAUCAGAGAGAUGGAGGUGGAGAGAGCUCUUUUAGACGGGGAGCAGGAGGCAGAAGUGGCUCAGCUGCAGAGCGAUAAAGAAAUGCUGGAGCAGCUCAACGAAAAAAUGGCCAACAUGGAGAAAAAUGCUAAAAAAAAUCAAACUCAGGACAAAGCCCUGUUGGAGGCAGAGAGAGUUAAAGUAGAGAGGCUAGCUGAGCUGAUCUCAGAGCAGAAGACCCAGUUGGACACCUGUCCUGAAGCACUGAAGGAGCAGCUCCAGAAUCAGCUAUCCAGGGACACGGAAGCUUUGGAAGCAGAAACGAAGCGUUUUGAAGAUCUGGAGUUUCAGCAGCUGGAAAAAGAGAGCCGUCAAGAUGAAGAGAAGGAGACACAGACGCAGCAACUCCUCAGAGAGAUUGCAGAAUAUCAGAGAUCUGUUGUCACUCGCAAGGAGCGGCUACUAACCCUGAAGAAGCAGUCGACCCAGAUUACCCAGCAGGCACAGCGGGAAAAGGAGAACUUUUUGAAGGAGAAGAGCAACCUCAUUUAUAUGCUCCAAAGGGAACGGGAAAACCUUGCAUCUCUGGAAAGGAAGUACUCUGAACUGACAGGUGGUCAAGCCUUUUCUCUCAACCCUGUGUCCAUGAAGGAGCACUUUCGCACUCUGGAGGAGAGGAGGCGGAGCAAUGGCAGUAAAGAGGGCGGAGUUCUGCUGAGUGACGGCGGAAUGUCCCGUAAAAGAGAGAGGCAGAGCUCUGGAACCUUAAACUCUCCCCUUAAUCACAGUCUGUCUCCCAAGGUCAGACAACAGAUACGGCACAUAGGAAAACCCCAUAUGCCACUGUCUCAAAGCUCUAGCUGUGGAAGUGUACUCCCCCGCACUCUGUCUGUCACCUCCCGUGACCUGGACACCCGCCGCCUGCUCAAGGCAGGCCAGAUGUUUUUGAAUGACGAGAGGCAGAGAUUGAGUGACAUGUCAAAUAGGACAGUUUCAGAGACCAACGUCUUCCUGGAGCCAUUCCACUACAUGGAUAAUGGACACAACUUUGACACAAUGAGUGUGGACAGUACCGAAAGCCUAGAGACCAGCAUUUCUGCCUGUUCACCGGACAACAUCUCAAGCGCCAGCACAGCUAAUAUGGCGAAGAUAGAGGAGAUGGAGCGCAUGCUAAGAGAAGCUCAAGCUGAGAAGAACAGGCUGCUGGAGCACAGGGAGCGAGAGAUGGAGUUGCGCAGGCAGGCUCUUGAAGAUGAGAGGAGAAGGAGGGAGGAAUUGGAGAGGAGACUGCAGGAAGAGACAAACCGACGACAGAAGCUAGUGGAGAGAGAGUCUCGUCCUUUGACACGAUACCUCCCGGCGAGAAAGGAUGACUUUGACCUGAGAGGUCACAUCGAGGCAGCGGGUCACCAUCCUGAAACUUGUUUUCACCUGGCCAUCACAGAGAAGACCUGCAGGGGGUUCUUAGUCAAAAUGGGCGGGAAAAUCAAAACCUGGAAGAAGCGCUGGUUCGUCUUUGACCGCAAUCGAAGGACGCUAGCAUAUUAUUCUGAUAAACAUGAGACCAAAAUGAAGGGUGUUAUCUACUUCCAAGCCAUAGAGGAAGUGUAUUACGACCACCUAAAGAACGCACACAAGAGCCCAAACCCCUCUCUGACGUUUAGCGUGAAGACACAUGACCGGGUUUAUUACAUGGUGGCUCCUUCCCCAGAGGCCAUGAGAAUCUGGAUGGAUGUUAUCGUCACUGGAGCGGAGGGGUGUACGCAUUUCCUGGUGUGACAUUUAAGAAGCCCAAAGUGACCUUCACACUUCAGCUCGGCCUGCUGAAAGGGUCCUCAUUACUGAAGAGGUUACAUUUCUUUGAUUCUCUUUUAUUAGUAGUGAGGGUGACGGGAGUGUCGACUGUACGUUUUACAGACAUCCGUGACCUAGUUUGGAAAAACUGGUGCUUUACCCACUGCGUCCUGUCUUGAGUUUACAGAGGCAGCUUUAAGACUUCAGACGUACCAACUCUUGAAUUUUUCAUCCCGGUUUGUUUUUUCCACUUCUGGGGUGAGACUUAGAACAGCUGUAAAUAUGAAAUCACUCACUGGUCUUCACAUUUUUACAAAUGUGCCAACUUAUAAUGAAGCUGGAUAUACCUCAAAGAUUAACCAAACACCAAAAGCAAACUGUUCCUGGAGUGCUAUACAGACUCUAACAAACAUCAGGGUAUCGUUCAGUACUUUUCUUUAUUUUUUUUUAAAUGACCCUUGUAUCUCUGUACACUUUGUAUUAUUCCCUCAUUUACCAAGUGCCUUACAUUACAUCUGAUGAGAAUAACUAUAUAUUUAGCUAUAAGACUUGUAGAACAGACUGUGGUUAUUAUAAGUGUUAUCGACCAAUUGUGCCUCCCUGAUGCUCAGGAACUUUCCAGAAGGAAGAAUUUAGCACCAAAGACGAGCUGAAUUUGUGUUUCAGCAUGAUAUGAAUGUAGUAACUUGACACCAAUCACUUAAGGUGCUAUCUUUAAUAGACAAGGCUCUUGAUGAUUUAGCACAAAUGCUAUUUUCAUAGGAUUUUAGAUUAGAAUCAUUGAUUUCUUGAUUGUGUGUUGUACUGCAGUUGACCAGCAGAGGGUUGUAUCUUUAAAUGAUAUUGAAAUGAUUACAGAAUUUAUUCACUGCAACAAUUUCAUUUGACCCUUAAGUUGAAAUUUGAGAUGUUAA